Bombina bombina (fire-bellied toad) is the source of this 2471-nucleotide messenger RNA. RefSeq names its product ankyrin repeat domain-containing protein SOWAHB-like. NCBI's taxonomy places the organism in Eukaryota, Metazoa, Chordata, Amphibia, Anura, Bombinatoridae. The record is from RefSeq and is a predicted model, not a curated record. Gene Ontology annotation, molecular function: protein binding.
AUGGCCAAGGCGCUGAGCCAGGAAGAGGUACUGGACCUCCUCUGCCAAGGGGGUGGGAAGGUGACCAAUGCUUCACUGCUGGGGCACUUUAAAUUGUUUCUUAGAAAUCCCCUGGCGUCUGCAGAACAGCAGCAGAGGAACAGGGAGAAGUUUAAACGUUAUGUGAAUUCAGUAGCCGUGGUGAAGCAGGAGGGAGCUGUCAAGUACGUGGUGCUGAGGAGCAGAUACCGAGAUCUGCUAGGAGAGGACCUUAGGCCACCAACUCCGGACCUUAGUCAACAAACGGAGCAUGUGCACAGCUGUCGUGAGCUUGAUCAAGUUGUCCCCGCUGCUGCCCCUUCACAGGACUGUACAGAAACUCAGGUAGGAGGAGAUGGAGCAGCCAGAAUGACGCAGUGCAAUGGCAGGGCAUGGGGGUAUGGAACUGGUAGUGAUGAAAUACAGAGCAGGACUGUUGACUGUUUACAGCACAGUAUUGUGUGUCCUGUAGAGGACCAUUGCAGGACUUGGGGAGUGCAUGAUGUAAUAAAUGGGAACCCUCCCUCUCAUUUUGACAUAAAACCCAUUACAUGUGAGACUGUAUCAGAGUCUUAUCCAUCUUCAGCCCCAAUCUUCAAAAUUAAACCCAGCCCAACCCCCAAAUCAUCCAAACUCACAUUCUCACCAUCCAGCCAGACGUCCCAUUCAUCAAAACUUACCUCCUCACCCUCCAGCCAAACCUCCCAGUCUUCCAAACUCACCUCCUCACCGUCCAGCCAGACCUCCAAAUCAUCAAAUGUUACAUCCUCACCCUCCAUCAACCAUCCCUCUUCCUGUCUCCCUGCUGAUAACCCUGCUUUGGUAUCAAACAACUACAAUCAGUCCCAGUCCCCAGAAACAAAUGGUCACUGGAGACAGCCCAAACCUCCAAGUAACCAACUAGCUGGUAUAAAUUCAGAUUGUUUAUAUUCGUCAAAAGUAGAGCACAAUCAACAUACUAAAUGGAAACUAAAGGAUGAAAGCAGUCAACUGCCAGCUUCCCCUCCCUUGUCCAGGUACACAAAUUUAGCACACACUGCUCCCUCCCUUCUGCUCAGGCAAGAUUCAGGUAACAGUCUGCCAGAUGUGCUGCUUGCAGAAUAUCAGUCAGAGACUCUUAGCCCCUCCCCUCCCCUGCCUGAAACUGAUAUGAGAGACUUAUGGAUGUGCCAGUUUCCGAUCUUCAAAAGUAUCAGGUGCCAGCUUUCCUUGCAGGAUCUGGAUGAAUUUGUCGAACAGGAAAGCUGUGGCAGUGAUGGAAGUGAUAGUGGUGAAGGAGGGGAUUGUGAUACAGAGCCUUUGGAGGAGGAAGAAGAAUCAUUAUCUAGUGAUUCAAAUAAGGAAAAGCAAGAAUUAAAAUUGUGUACUUCUAACCAAUCAUUCCUCAAUAAAACUGCUACUUUUAGAAGGCAAACACAUGAGGGAGGUUUGCUUACCACAAACACUGUGGUUGAGGCUGAAAAAGUGGCUGUUCCUGAAAAUUAUUACAGUAAAUCCCCUUACAUUGCCAUCUUUCUCACUGAUCAAGCACCAAUAUUAUUUGAACUUGCUGGCAAUCUCCCAAAGAGCAGAAUUCCUUCACGUGCAUAUGAAUAUAUAUCUUCCUCAGAUGAUGAACGUAAUAGGGAUUUCCAAAAGAGAAGACGCCCUUCACGCUCCAAAAAAACAUCUAUUCCUUUGGUAGCUCCAAAACCUGAUGUGGAUCGACUGUUAAUAAGCAGACCUGUUAGCACAAACAACUUUAUUGUAAAUAACUGUCUUCCGGAAUCUAAACAUGUGCAAUCGCAAUAUAUAUCUAAGGGAAAACCUGAACCAGAUGUUAAAAAAUAUGUAAAUUAUAAGUCUUCCUUAGUACCUUUAGAUCCAAUGGAACAUGACUGGAUUGUUAAAUCUGCAUCAGGAUCCUGGCUUCAGGUAUAUGGAAUGUUUACAAUAGAUCCUCAAUUGGCAUUACGGAAGGAUUUAUCUCUGGCUACACUGUUUCUGCAUUGGUUUGCCAAGCAUGGGUGUGCUGAAAUGUUUCAAAAGGUUGUUGCUGGUGCCAAGAAAGCUGGGAUAGAACUGAAUAUGAAUAUCAAGUCUACUUGUGGAUACACUCCAUUACACAUAGCUGCUAUCCAUGGGCAUCAUAAGAUUGCCAUCAUCUUGGUGGAAAAACUGAAAGCCAAUGUGAAACUGAGGGACAACAGUGGCAAGCGAGCAUGGGAGUACUUGGGCCACACAACUUCUGGGGAUGUGUGGCAACUGUUGGGUGCGCCAAGGGGCAAAACUAUAUUUUCAUCUCGUGCCUUAAAUACAACUCUAAGCACAUCAAGCCAGCUUAACAGAAAAGCUUCCUUGGCUGCUUUUCUUAAGCCACAACACCAAAAAUGGAAAGCAAAUAACCUCCCUUCUCUAAGGGAAAGAGAGAUUUACAGUGACUAAAAAAAAUAAAAAUAAACUUUUUGUGAUGU